Messenger RNA from Labrus mixtus (cuckoo wrasse), 5997 nucleotides. RefSeq names its product Ras association domain family member 8b (gene rassf8b). Gene Ontology annotation, biological process: signal transduction. Bases 133 to 1614 code for a protein of 493 amino acids. The transcript has 7 exons. The record is from RefSeq and is a predicted model, not a curated record. NCBI's taxonomy places the organism in Eukaryota, Metazoa, Chordata, Actinopteri, Labriformes, Labridae.
CAGCCAAGUGGACACUUGAGGCACUGCAGUUCUUUGCACUCCCAAAUUGGCUUCAUUUUCCAACACUGAAGGUUGAUAUUUGUCUGUUUUUCCUCUUCAGGAUGGACAGUUAAACAUUACUGGUAACCCUGUAUGGUGUGGAGGAAUGAGGGCCUCUGGAUGAAGGCCAUGGAGCUGAAAGUGUGGGUGGAUGGAGUCCAGCGCAUCGUGUGCGGGGUCACAGAGUUCACCACAUGCCAGGAGGUGGUCAUUGCUUUGGCUCAAGCCAUUGGACGAACUGGUAGGUACACCUUGAUCGAAAAAUGGCGCGAAACAGAACGUCACCUGGCCCCGCAUGAGAACCCUGUGGUAUCCCUCAACAAGUGGGGUCAGUAUGCCAGCGAUGUCCAGCUCAUCCUUCAACGGACCGGCCCCUCUGUCAGCGAGCGGCCGACGUCUGACGGGCAGUCUCGCGUCCCAGAGCGGAGCUUCUACCGGCAGAGCCUGCCUCCUUUGGCCAAGCUCCGCCCAUCAGGGACAGACCGCUCGCUCAAAAGAAGGGAACCCAAGCGCAAGUCUCUGACCUUUACUGGAGGGGCAAAGGGUCUGAGGGACAUAUUUGGGAAAGUCAGAGAUGCUGAAGCCAAACAGAGCCAGCAGCGUGGUGUGAGUCUCAAUCUGAACAGGGUUGGAGGUGUUGGAGUAGCGUCCGUACCUGGGAGUCCAUCCAGAGAGCUGAGCCGGUUGGUGCAGCUGCAGAGAGACAAACUUCAGGCCCUGGAGAGUCGUCUGCUGGGCUGCAAGGCAGAGCUGCGAGACUGGGAGGAGGCCACCGGCGAGUCCAAUGAAGAGGCACAUUUAGAAGAGGAGCUGCUGCUUUUAGAACAGCAGGUGAGGAGGAACGAUGCAGAGAUGGAGGAGGAGGAAUUCUGGCAGAACGAGCUGCAGAUCGAGCAGGAGAGCGAGCGACAACUCCGGCAACAGCUCGCCGAGCUGCAGGGCGGCGUGCGCGACUGUGAGGCCAAGCUCUCAGAGUACUUAACACGCAUACAGAGUAUGGAGGCAGGUCUCCAACAGGAGCAGCAGCUGCAGGAGGCGGAGCUUAACCAGAAGGUCAAUGAGGAGGAGGUGCAAUCACAGCUGGAGAAAAUGAGCACAGAGCUGGAAAAGCAGAGCCAACACACAGCCCGGCUGGAGAGCAGCUGCAAGGCGUUGGAACGCUCACUUGGCCAGUCCAGCCAGAGAUUACAGGAAAAAGAGCAGGAGCUGGAGCAGCUGACAAAAGAGCUCCGACAGGUCAACCUGCAGCAGUUCAUUCAGCAGACUGGUACCAAGGUCACCGUGUUGCCUGCUCUGCCUGCAGGAAAAAACAACAAAGGCACAUAUACACUCUCAUAUAACAGAUACUCUAUUACUCUCCAGAUCACCAUGUUUAAAUAUGAAAAAAGUUCAAUUUCAUGGCUAAACACAUUCAAACUAAGAUGCUUUGAUAACAAACGUUGUUUUCACAUUGUUGUGUACACAGUGCCACCCUGUGGUCAUCCUGAGAAUGACAUGUUUGAUGACAUAUUUGCUGUGCUCCAGAAGCUUAAGUCUCUAACCCCAUUACAUGGACCAAAUCUGUGGCAGCUCUAAAAACGCUGCAAGACUUUAACAGUGACUCAGAAGAAAAUCCUUUUUCUCAUUCUCAAAAGAUUUAACCUCCAGCUGAAAUAUGUACAAUAAGCUGAGAAGUAGAUAGAUCCCAGAUGGAAAGAGUAGUUCAAAGGUCAAACUGUAAAAUCAAAGUGUGUGCCUUGUCCUUGACUGCUUCUAUUGUUUUGCUACAGAAGUGGAGUCUGGUUCUCUGAAGCGACUUGGCUCUUCUCGGCUCUUGCCCAGCGACCUCCGCACUCUUCAAAGCACUGUGUCCUCCAGCCUCAACCCCGAGGGCAUCUAUGUUUGACCCUUAAAAAGACUGUGUUCAGCCUGCAGCUUGAUUGGAUGUUACCAGGACCUCAAACUUAACUUCACAAACUGCUGAAAAAAAAAGUGAGGACGAUGUUAAAACAUCUUAAGAAGGAUGAAGACAGUUCUGAGAGAAAGAGUUUCAUAUGUUUUGCUUCUUUUUCCAUCUUUGAUGUCAGUAUUCAUUAGCUGUUAAAAUCACUCUCAAGUCUACAAAAGCUCAAUUUUAACAGUUCAAAACAAAUACCAGCUAGCAGAAGUAUUGUUGUCAAACAGUGAAGAUUCACUUGAUUUUGAUGUUAGUUAAUCUUCAUUUCAUUUAUUAAAGGUCACAUUUGAUGCAUAUUAUGCAUGUUUUUCUAACAGGAAUAUGUGUCCCUAGCCUGUCCACAAACCCCGCUAAUUAUGAGAAAAGUAUUUUACCUGCUCCACCUUUAAGAAAAUGUCUGCUCAAACAGGCCGUUUGGAGAUUUUCCCUUUGUGACAUCACCCCAGGUGGGUGACUCUCCGACAGUCUGCCUUCUCACUGUAAACAAUAGGGCAUGGUGCAAGAAAGUCAAGGCCAUCUCCUUCCAGAGAGGGGGCGUGGUCAGACACAGCUCAUUUACAUAUUUAAAGGUACAGACACAGAAACGGCCUGUUCGGAGCAGGGCUGAAAUAGAGGGGUUUAUAGACAUGAUCAAAUACAGGAUCAGAGUGGAUCAAGAAAGUAGAACAAGAAACUUCACACACAUGUUUUGAGGAGCUCUGAGACUUAUUUACACUGGUUGAUAAAGAGUAUAGUGUGUGACUUUUAAAAUAUGAGAAGAAGAAGAAGAUAUACUUUAUUGAUCCCGUGAGGGGGAAUUCAAUUUUACACUCUGUUGUUGAACAUGCUACACACACAUAUAAGCUGACAUACACACACAUGCACAAACAGGAUCCUCUGGACAUGCACUAAUGGAGAGAUGUCAGAGUGACGGAGCUGCCCACAGGGGGCGCUCUUGAGCUGGUGGGCACUUCGGCAGUGCUCAGGAAGUGAGUGAUAAAGACAUUUGUAAACAUACUCCACUGCACGAGCAUGUACAAACACCUGUGCUACUAGCACAGCCAUAUCUGAUGCCUUACUCUGCUGUUGUCUAAACCAGGUGUCAUGAAGUCUAAGGUUAAGAAAGAACUCAAGGGAGAUCAUGAACUAUGCGCAAAUAUAUCAUUGAUGAAAUACUUCCAAGCACCACUUCAGGUGAUUCAUUGUCAUGGUAACUGAUGUCAGCAUUACUGAACACUUUCUCUUUUUUACGCAACCUUGAUUAUUUGUAUAAUUUUUUUUUUGGUGAUAAAUUAGCUUUUUGUGUUCGAUGAAAAGGGGAAUAAGCAAAAUGAAGAGAAGAUAGGAGAAACUUCAACUAUUUACUAUUCGACGUUUUAUGGGUGAAAAAUCUUGAUUUGUUUUUGUAUAAGAGACAUUUAUAUCUUCUUUUUCUCAGUUGAACAUUUUCACAAACUUUUGAUUUGUUAACAGUGACCUGCUUUUCCCCAUUCUGACCACCAGGUGGCAACAAUCAUAUACUAUUCAGAAAGUUCACUUUGGGAAAGUUGCUCCUGGCAUGAUGUCAUCUGUCUUCAUGACUGUAUUUGACUGUGCACAUUAUUUGAUGACAAAACCUCAGAAAAAGAGAUGUCAUUGUUUAAUCUGAGGUAUCUAACAUAUUUUAUUCAUUAAGCAGGGACUCCAACCCCACACAUCCUCUUUUUUUCUAAUAUUAUAACAAACUAAAAAUGUCUCACAUGAACCAAAGCUAGUGUUAAAACAAAACUAGUUAGAUGAAUGUACUUCUUUUUAUAUGUAUGCAGUGUAUCACCUUUAUUCAAAUAGUAGUUACACAUGUUGAGAUGGAGACACAGGAUAAAACAGAAAACUGAAUGUUUCACAAACGUGACAAAAUAAGUCAGCAGCCAGUCUCCGAAAAUAUUUCCUGAUCAAAUGAAGACUCUUACAACAGAGAGACCAGAACACAACAUAUUUGGAUAUUUCAUGAUUUGAUCUGUUCUGGGUUGUGAUUCAUAAUUAUGAUCACAGCUCUCAGGACAUUUUUCCUUCAAAUACAACCAACAUGCUUUUUUAGCUGUGAAUCAUUUCUGAGUCUGUGGCUGUAUAUCAAACAUGUAGAAAAGAUUGCCCCCCCCCCCCCCCCCCCCCCUCCCCCCUCUUUUUUUAGGCAUUACCGUGCUUUGGGCUGUGAAAAUUACACUGGAAUUAAAAUUCAAUUCCAUUUGGAAAAUUGGAGAUUCACAAUUUUCUUCUUUGACAACAGAAAACUUUAGUUAACACCUGAGAACAGACUGAGAGUGUUUAAAGAAACACCAUACUUUUACUCAUUAGCUGUUUUAGGUUAUCCAUUUCAUUUUCUGUAUUAUCCUUUUUGCUUCCUUUCAAAGGGAAAUGAUGCAUUCACCAAGCUAGAAUAAAAUAGUUACAAGUAGCCCAACCUUUACCAGUUACAACAUUAAAAACAUACUAACAUCAUUUUAAUCAUAUGAUAUCUUUCUGGAAGGGGCUUUUCCAUCUCGACGGUACCUGAUUAUAUUUACUCACUGAUGUGUGUCCAUUAUUUGUUUAGCAUGACUUUUUAUUUAUCAUGUGUAUUUCUGCAUCUACUCUACUUUUCAACAAAUUCACUACUCUUUUCCCCCCCCCCAAAACCUAGUUUACAACCACAAGCUUUUAAAUGAUUAAUUGCUGCAAGCUGAAUUUCCUAUUGGCCCGUGUUUGAGCCAAUAGGAAGCAGCUUGUGUUUGCACUGUGAGUGCACGUUAAAGUGUGAGGGAUCUUUCUUUGUCGUUUACUCUGCAGUGCAAAGACAACCAGAGGAAAACUCCCCCCACACUACGAUCGUCAUGACAACACCUUCAGUUUCAACGUCUGUUCAUACUUCCAUUUCAAUAAUGGCAUGCCUUACUGUUAUCAGUAACCAGAAAUGUAAAUAAGGUCUACAUAUCACUCUAUCAAAGUAGAUUGGAGUGUGAAAUAUGCAGAGUGCCAGAGAGGGGAGAUUUUAAUGGUAUCUCAGUGUGCAUGCAAUAAUGUGUGAUUGGUCUUAUUCCACCAGUUCUUCUGUGAUUAAUUGUGUUUUUGGUUUGUUGUGUCCCCUUUUGCCUUGUUGACAUUUACACUGAUGGAGAUUAAGCUUUGGUAAAGAGCAGGCCAACAGGUCAGUGCAUAAUAGCAACAUUUUAACAAACCAGCACAUGGUUUUCAAACCUUUUUUAUUCAAGUCUGGAAAAGACAAUAUACAUACAUGGAUGUAAGACAAAUCUACAUUUCUUUGAAACAUGGCAGAAGUUUCCGGAAAUUUCUGGCUGUAUCUAUUUUUUUUUUUACUCUUGUCUUUGAGACAUUGCCAUUGUGUUUCUGUUGUGCCAUCAAUGAUGUUUUUUUUUAUAUAUAUAAUAAUGCAACAAUGCAGCCAUUGUGAAAAGAGCCAUGAAGUGGUUUUGAAAGUCAUUUUAGAAACGUGUGGCUCAGGGAUGUUUCAAAAUGGAACAUUGUCUAAGAAAGAAUAGGCAGAAAGUAAAAAUGCUUUUUAUGAUGUCUGAAGCCAUUUGACAAGUUAAAUCAAAUUACCUCUCAUGGGAACUUGAGUUUAACAUGUAGCAUUGGCUCUAAAACAAUAAAAAAUAUUAUGGAAUGAGGAUUUGGCUAAGAGAGGAUUGUGACUUUUCUUUGAAAAAGAAAGUGUUUCUGGUGGCUCAUGGUACAUGUAGUAAUACACGUUCUCUCUUGUAUAAAGAUACAUGUACAGUAAGCUACAAGAGUGAAGAAGACAUGGCAACUCAUCAAAUGUGUUUACAUGAGCAUUUCACUUUAAACAUCCUGCGGGCUAAUAUCACCGGCUUACAUGAACUCAACAAUCACACAAGAGAAAUGAUUGUGUAUGUGAUUUUGUAUUGUUUUGUAAUGUACCUAGCCUACUUUAUUUUUAGCUCUCAGAAUGUUACCAAUUUAUUCUUUGGGUCAGCAACAAUGAAGACAGGAACAUCCAAUUCAAGAACAAUGUAAAAUAAUAAAUGAAUAAAAUAUAUUUAAAGCAA